Messenger RNA from Caenorhabditis auriculariae, 5513 nucleotides. The record is from the annotation of a GenBank genome assembly. NCBI's taxonomy places the organism in Eukaryota, Metazoa, Nematoda, Chromadorea, Rhabditida, Rhabditidae.
AUGUCGGAAGGUCGGUUUUUCUGUGAAGUAUAAGGAAAUGUUGUUUUAUUCAGCAGUACCUUCAAAAAAUUCGGAAAAGAAGGCCAAGGUCUUCAAUUUGGAAGAAAUGCUCGCUCAAACACGCAUGGUUUGUCUUUUCCGCAACGUUAAAAUUAUUCGAUCUGUUUAUUUAGAACAUUUCAAGGAAAAAUGAAGAGAAGGCCUACGAUGAAAUGUCAAAAAGUAGCACAUCUUUAGCAGAAUCUCAGCCGUCAACCAGCUCAUCAGCAAUCGCAUCAGGUGAAGAAAACGACGACAGUGACGGUAUGAAACAUUUAGUCAAAUUCAGGAAGUAUAAUAUUGAAUUCAGACGACUUCUUGCCGAUGCUCCCGCCUGGUUUCAAGACAGAUAAAAGCGUCAUUGAUGAAGACGCAAAUGUUGACGAAGAUGGAUCGGACAGCGAUUUUGAUGAAGGAGAGGCGAUUUCUAUCACAAGGUUGAUUCCAGCUUCAUGUGAAGCUGUCAUAAAUCACGGGAAAAUGACGGUAAAACCAUUAUUGGAAAGAAAAUGAAAGCUUUCUUAAAUUUGAGGUGACUGCGUUACGAGCUGAACCGGCUGGUGUUCGAUUUGCAUCCGGCGGCCUUGAUUACUACGUGAAAUAUUUCGACUUUCAAAAGAUGGACAUGUCUAUGAAGGCGGAUCGCGAGCUUCUACCUGCGGAAAGGUUCAAAAAUACCUAAUUUUGCUUUUUUGUGUAAUAAAGAAGUUUUCAGUCACGUAAUUCACGCCAUGGCUUUUUCUGCGAACGGAGAGACAUUGGCGGUGGCUAGUGGAGAAUGUAUCAUCAGAUUGUUGGAUCGGGCAGGGAAGCAAUGGGCCGAAACAGUCAGAGGUGGAUCUUGCUGGGAUUUUAAAGGAGAAAAGAAGAGGCAUACUAGAAAUUUGGAAGGGAGAUUUAAAACUUAUACAUCUUCAAAUUAAAAAAAGGAGUUUUUAAUAGAAUGUGCUACAGAAUUACUAAUCCUAUGAGCUUUUUUUUGUCUUUCCUUUGAACCUCGAACAGAGAUUGGUGGAAGCAAAAAAUACUUUUCGCAUUUCUCAUUCUUUGAUAUGGCUUCACAAAAAAAUGAACUUUGAGUUUUUUUGUACAGUCCAAACAAUUGUUUUUCACCCGCUGAAAGACGAGAAACAUCAUUUGAAAAGAAAAAAAGUGCAUAAUUUUUUUAUCUUUAUAAUCAAAAAAAACGAUUUAUGUGAAAAAUCCCUUAAUGGAUUCGCGGUUCACAAUUUGAAAAUUUAGUUUCUUCAAUCUCUGCCCUCGAACCUCUAGAUAGCUUUUUUCGAAUAGAAAAUAUCGCUAUAACGCCCAGUUCAUUGUAAAUAAACAAGAAAUCUCCCAGGCGAUCAAUAUCUCGUGGAUCUGAACAACACGAAAGGCCACACUGCGGCGGUAAAUUGCUUGGAAUUCAAUCCGAUCGACAAAAACGAGUUCAUUUCUUGCAGUGACGAUGGGUUCGUUUUAAUUGUUAUCCGAGUUCUCAUAAUUCUAUUCCAGAACCCUCCGCUUGUGGACUCUCAAAGACUACAAAGAGCUUACAAAGUGUAUAAAUAAGCACUACAAGGUGACUCUCGCCCUAUUUUGAUUAUUUUUAUUUCGGUUUUCAGGUGAUAAAAACGAAAGGAGCCAACGGGAAGCGGGUGAGCCCGCAGGUCUGCGCCUAUUCUCCCGACGCGAAGUGGAUCGCCGCCGGCUGUGAAGACGGUUCCAUUCAAGUUUGGAAGUAUGGAUCUCUUUAUGUGGGUUUUCAUUUUCGCUUGAUAAUAUUUUUGAAUAGGUUAUCAAUUUCUACUUUUUUUUUUCAUAUUUUCUCUUAUUUUCAGUACAAUGCACACUUAUUUGCUAUAUAUGUUGUCAUGAUUUUCAAAUCAAAAUGGAAUGGCCAACUGUUCCAUUUCCAUGAAUUAUUGAUAAUUUUCUUCAUUUCAAUCCAUCUUAAUUAUUUCUUUCUUUCUUGAUAUGAAGUCGAUUCCGAUUGUUCAGUUUUUUAAAGAGCUUAAUGUAACUUAACGAUAAAAAAGGCUUUUCGUUGCGAGAACUUCCCGAAAUUUCCAUUAUUCUUCUAAAAACCCCAAAAAGCAGCUGUAAAUUUUCUAUCGUCGAAUCUUUAAAAAAAAAUUCAACUUUUUUGGUUCUCAUUUUUUGGAAAAUAUCUUCUCUCUUUUUUCUGUCUACGGUAUUGAAACUGAGUACAAACAAACUCAAUUCAUCUUUUUUAAAUAAAUUCUUGAAAAUUUGGCUUUGAAGUAAAGAAAAAAAAAGUUAAGAUAUAUACUCACUCCUUAGAAAAUGUUCUUUUGGCUCUCUGAAAUCCAAAUUUUCAUGAUUUUUAGGUGAAUGUUCAAUACCUGGUGCGAAAGGCCCACAGUGGACCGGUCACUUCUUUGGCCUUCUCUCCGGAUUCCAAGAAAAUCCUUUCCCGAGGGCUGGACGACACUCUCAAGAUGUGGUCUAUGUCAAAUAAUAAAACGCCGUUACUCGAGAAAGGGAAUCUUUGCAACGGGUUCAAAAGGUUUGUUAAAGCAAAAACUUGUCGCUGUGGUGUUUUCGUAGGACUCUCGCGUUGAAUUUGUAGAAUACUAGUAAAAAAUGGAUAGAAUUUGACAAAUUCUUGAAAAGCAGUGGUUUUUUCGGGUUGGAGAAGUUCUUGUUGUUAACUCCCACUCGAUUGAUCUUUGAAAAUCGAAAACAAGUUCAAAAAAACUUGCGGCUGUCAUUCAAAAUAUGACCAAAUUUGAAUGUUCUUAUUUUUUUUCCCCUUUUCAUAUCAUCAAAUUUCAGUACGGACUGCGGCUUUUCUCCUAGAGCCGAACUCGUUUUCACCGGAACUUCUUCUCCGAAGCCCGACGUCCCUGGACAACUUUUGUUCUUCAAUCCGGAGAACUUCGAUCUGGUCUACAAGAUCGACUAUCCUAAAAGCGGUACCGUUUCCUCUUGUUGUAGAAAUAUUUCAAAAAACAGUUACAAGGGAUAGUUCUAAUAGAAAUCAAUUUCAAGUUUCAGUUGUCAUCAAUUAUUUUAUUUCGCUUUUAACGUCACAAAAUUGAGAGAGUAGGGGCUGAAAAAGCGUUUUUGAAAACACUUUUGACCAUCUCAAAGUUAAAAAACUCAGUAGGAAAAAGUUUUUUCUCACAUUCUUAUUUCUAUAAAGCACUUUAUUCGAUGAGUCUCUAAAUAACGACCAAAAGGGGGCAUGGUUUUAGGGAAGGUGGUCGGAAACGGUAAAAUGAAGGCAAAAGUAGCUGAUAGUUAAGAAUUUAGGAUAUUUGGAGGAGUUUUCUGAAACUUCAAAACUUAUCUUGUAGGUUCAUCAGGAAAGAAGUUAUUUGUUCACAGAAUUUCAGAAUCUGAUCGUUUUCCACUCACUUCUUUCCUAUUCAGUCGUGCACACGAGUCCACUGGCACCCGCGACUCAACCAGAUUCUGGUGGGCCUUUCCGACGGCUCGAUUCGCGUCUACUACGACCAGAACAUGUCGAAUCGCGGCGUCAUGCAAUGCGUCACCAAGCCCGUCAAGAGGAAUCGCGCCAUGGAGGUCGUUCGCGAGGAUAUGGUUCUUUCUCGUGAGUUCAAGGCAAAAAUGGUGUAUUUAAAAGCGUUUGUGAGGAGUAGGAAGUUCAAGGAAGUUUCUGUCCGAAAAGAAAUAUGUGACUUGAAAUCAGUUUAUCUAGAUCUUUCAGUCCCAAAAGCACUUUAAAUUUGAGAAAAAUCAAUAUUAUUGUGUUCUAGAUCUUGGAAGACCUAAUCGGUCUCAUGAAAUCUAACGAAAUUGAAGUUUUAAAGAGUUUUCUUAAGAAAUAACGCAUUUUUCAAAGUUUUAUCAUUUUUUGUAAAGCUGUAAUUUUGAGUAAAACGAUGAGCAAUGCAUUUUUAUAAUAAUCAGUAUUUUUGAAAAAAGAUAACUUCACGCCUCUUCUGAUCUUUUGAAGAAAGGCAGUGGUUCACUUUUUUUAAAACUAUAAAUUCCAAAAAGAGAAGCGUUAAAAAUGAGCCUUUUCCCGUUUUUCAGAAGAUUUAAAUACAAGAAAAGUUAUAGGAAAAAGCUUGAUUUUUCUGAAAUCACUUGUCAUGAAAUUUACACUGCUCUCUUUAAAAAAAUAUAUUUUUUUCAGCUCUCAGUUUGGAGAUGUUUCCAACCGCGUGGAGAAGAAGGCGAAGAGAAGGAGGUUCGCUUCAUUUUCUAUUAAUCAACAUGGAGAAUAUUUACUAUUAACAUUUUUUACUAUUCUACAUGGAAAAUAUUUGUAUUUUUGGCUUUUUUCGGGGCACUGUUAUUGAUAUUCGAAUGUUUUCAGGUCACUCCGUGGCGUAUCAAAAAGUAUUUGCGAAUGCAAGACAACAAACUGCGACCAGAGUUCCGCAAGCCGGCCGACAUGCCCAUGGACGGCAAAAGUGCCAAUGGACGAGGUUAUCUAUCGAAAAAAAUAAUUGUGGAAUUAAAAAAAUAGGACUUUCUCGAAACUUCUUGAAAUGUUUCAUUUCUUAAUGAAGGAAACUUUAAAUUUCAAUGAUGAACUGGAAAAAUAACCUUCGAAAGUAGAUUUAUCCCUUCAAUUUUUAUUGCAAAUCUUGAACAUUAAAAAAAGUAGCUAAAAAAAUAUUCAGAGUCGAUCUUCUAUCUUUCUAAAAAAAGUAACGUAUCUAUUCAUCUUUCAUCGGAAAAAAAUAAAAUGUAUGUUGAAGUAUUUUUCCUUGGAAUUCGAAACUUUGGGGGUUUUACUUCAUGAAAAUGAAGAAUAAGAGAAAAGCACAGAAAUGAGAGAAUAUUUUUCCUAAUUAUGGCUCUGAAAAUUAUUUUUUUAAAAGAAAAAAAAAGAAGAAUUUUUUUCACUGAUCACUUUUUCGGAAUAUCGAGCUGGAUUUUUAAAAAAAUCAUAGUCUAAAAACUUGCAAUAAUCACUGGUAAUUGUAUUCAUUCUUCCAGUGGCCGCCAGUGGUGGAACGUUGCAUUCGUACUUGGCCAAGCAGAUCGGAACGGCGAGAAAUAAAGAAUUCCUCCAGGACACCGACGUCCGCGCCAGUAUUCUGCGACACGCCAAGGAUGUAAGCCAUUUUUUUGUUGAUAGAAUUAGAAAAUUUAGAGAAUAAUAUAGUUUUUUGAAACAUGUUUACUGAAAAAUCUUGUAUGCUAUAUGAUCCAUCGGGCUUCUUAAAACAGUUUAACCUCUUUUCUCUCUCUUUUCUCUCACCUGCGCUCUCAUUAAAACAUCUCGGACUUCGGAACGCAAAACCGGACGUUUCUGAGCAUUUCUAGUGACUACUUUUCAGCGGCGUCAAAACUCUUAUGUGAUCGCAAAGAAGUUUUGAAAUGUGAAAAUUUUGGUUUUUCAGGCCGAGGAGAACCCGAUGUACAUCGACAAGGCCUACCGAAAGAAUCAGCCGAAGAAAAUCUUCCAAGAAACGACGACGGCCCCAGAAGAAGAGGAAGAAGACCAGGAACUCCAACCCCUUUUCAAAAUCCCUCGCAUGGGCUGA